GUAGCCAAAUGUGGUAAAUACCCGUAACAAACUCACACAAGUGGGAAUGCACUCAAAUUAAAAACCAUUGUUUUCUAACAACUUCAUAAAAAAUUCCAACAGUGCACCACACGAAUAAUACGCGCAUGAGAUAAUAAUAAGAGCGCACUUCAGCAGAAAAUUAGACGUUUGAUAAAAUCAAUAAAAACUGCCAACUUACCGAUGUUUCAGUAGCUAGCCAAAAUCUUUAAAUAAGCGACAAACAUUCACUUUUCAAACAGUCUCCGUUAGCUCAUUUUCAGUGUCGCUUCGCGAUCACCGUUUGUUCGAAAAUGCGCAAAAUAUUUACUUUGCUUUUACUGCUGGCUCUUUCGCGCCAGCCAACUUUAGCUUGCAACGGUGUGAUCGGUCAGACCGCCACGCCCACACGUGAUUGGUGGCAAACGGCACAAUUCUAUCAGAUCUAUCCGCGCUCGUUCAAGGACUCCGAUGGUGAUGGUAUUGGUGACUUGGCGGGAAUCGCAUCGCAGUUGGACUAUUUGAAGGAUUUGGGCGUCACAGCGGUUUGGCUGUCGCCUAUCUACACCUCACCCAUGGCAGACUUCGGCUAUGAUAUUGCGGACUUCUUUGAUAUACAACCCGAGUAUGGCACGCUAAAUGACUUUGACAAUCUUAUACAGGAGGCUAAUAAACGUGGACUGAAGGUGAUAUUGGAUUUUGUGCCAAAUCAUUCGAGUGACGAGAGUGAAUGGUUCAAGAAGUCGGUUAGACGUGAGCGAGGCUACGAGGACUACUAUGUAUGGCACGAUGGUUAUUUGGAUGAGGAGGGAAACCGAGUGCCACCAAACAAUUGGCUCCAACAAUUCCGUGGCCCUGCCUGGGAAUGGAACGAAGAACGUCAGCAGUACUACCUACAUCAAUUCGCAGUCAAACAACCCGAUUUGAACUACCGCAAUCCUGCCGUGGUUGCCCAAAUGAAGCGCGUUUUGACCUAUUGGCUGGACCGUGGCGUGGCCGGCUUCCGUGUUGAUGCCGUACCUUGGUGCUUUGAGGUGUUACCCGACGAAAAUGGCCGCUAUCCUGAUGAACCGCAGAGCGGCUACACUGACGAUCCUGAUGAUCCUGGCUACUUGCUGCACAUCUACACACAGGACCAGCCUGAAACAUUGGACAUGGUGUACCAAUGGCGUAAAUUGCUGGACGACUACAAGCGCAUACAUGGUGGCGACACGCGUGUGUUGCUCACUGAGGCUUGGUCUCCGCUGGAGUAUGUAAUGAAAUUCUACGGCAAUCGAACAGUGGAAGGCGCACAAAUGCCAUUUAAUUUCCAGUUCAUCGUCGGUGGCAACGGUGAUAAGAAUAACACACAACUACCGGCAUCAGGCUUUGUGAAGAUCAUCAGCAGCUGGUUGGACAAUAUGCCCGCCGGCGGCACAGCCAAUUGGGUGAUGGGUAAUCACGAUCAGCGACGUGUGGGUAGUCGUUAUGGAGAGCACCGCAUCGAUACAAUGAAUAUGCUGCAGAUGUUUCUGCCGGGCGUUAGUAUUACGUAUAUGGGUGAAGAGAUUGGCAUGACUGAUUUGGAUAUCUCUUGGGAAGAUAGCCGCGAUCCAGCUGCUUGUAACUCCAAUCCUAACAUCUAUGAGCAAUUCACCCGCGAUCCUGCGCGUACACCCUUCCAAUGGAGCAACACCGCCAACGCUGGCUUCUCAACCAACAGCACCACAUGGCUGCCGAUCAAUCCAAAUUAUGUAACAGUAAAUGUGGAUACCGAGAAGGCGGCUACGAAGAGUCACUUGACGAUUUACAAGCAGUUGGUAGCGCUGCGAAAGCAGAAAACGUUGCAGCUAGGUGACGUGCGCUACAGCGCUUUUGGAGAUAAUAUCUUAGCCAUUGAGCGUUCGUUGAAGAAUGAGAAGACGUACCUUCUGUUGGCCAAUGUGCUGGACAGCGAUGCAACGGCGAAUGUGUCUGACGCAUUGCGUGUAAGCGGAAAUUUCAAGACUAUCAUUUCCAAUUUGAUUUCAACGAGAAGUGAGGGUGAUAUCGUUAGCGCGGAUAAUAUUUCAUUGAAGGCAUACGAAACGAUUAUUGUGGAGUCAGUGUGAAGCUAAAGUUGAAUAGAAAAAAAUGUUUAGUAUAUUUUGGAAUUUUACUUCUUAGCUACAGAAGAUUUUGUGAUAUGAGUAGCUUUUUCAUUUGCAUGCCAACCUUUGACUGCGAUUCCUCUUCACACCACUCAAAUUGCUAGAGCUGUACAUAGUUAAUACCAGUAUUUUGUUACUGCAUUAGUAAAUUAAAGUUAGAAAUUAGCUACUGCUAGAAAUUUUCAAUAUUUAUGUAGUUACAAUAAAUGGCUGUUAAGAAACAAAUUAUGGUCAACAGAAACUUAAUUAAAAGUUUAUAUUUAUGGGUUAAGCGUUGUUAAAAUUUAAAAUAGCAUGAUCUAAAAUCAUCAAAAUCGCAGUUUUUUUUUAGUUAUUAUAAGUGUUGAUGUGUGUGCUUAUAGGCGGCAUACACGGUGCGUCUGAGUCGCAAGUCAUUUGUGUACGUGUUAGCCUUCGACUACACACAGUUAAAUCAUUCAGAGUCAUGCCAGGAGUCAUGUCGAUGUAACUAACACAUAUUUAUUUUCACAAACACAUCCAAACCGACUCACAAGUCAGACACACCGUGUACCUAUGUCGCCGAUUAAAAGUUCACAAAAACAAAAGCAAAC
Rhagoletis zephyria (snowberry fruit fly) is the source of this 2698-nucleotide messenger RNA. RefSeq names its product Maltase A6 (gene Mal-A6). The record is from RefSeq and is a predicted model, not a curated record. NCBI's taxonomy places the organism in Eukaryota, Metazoa, Arthropoda, Insecta, Diptera, Tephritidae. Gene Ontology annotation, biological process: carbohydrate metabolic process.